UUCACAUUCAAAUAAAUUAUCAGAUAAAUAUUAAAUUUUAAAAUGUUAACAGUACUUAUUCCAUCAAGUAUUAAGAACUAUACAUCAAGUACAUUUGUAUCUCUUGGUCACAAUUACUUAUUUAAAACCUUUUUACCACAAAUUAAAAAAGGUCAAUUAAAAGUAGAAAUUGUUGACGAAAACUAUCCAAACUAUAAAACAAAUGGCAAUCCAAUGGUAUUUGGUAGUCUAGAUAGCGACUAUGAUUACGAAAAUGUAAUGGUUACAUUAACUAUUAAAAAUCUUUAUAAUUUUAUGAUUAAAAUUUUAUUUAGCCAUGAUAUUGGUUUAGGUGAAUCAUUUAUUUUAGGUGAUUUCGUUGUUAGUAAUUUAAAAGAAUUCAUUAAAAUUUUCCUUCUUAACUUUGAAACAACAACUGAAAAUAAAAAUAAAUUGUUUACAUCGAUUAAUGAUAACAUUAAUCUUUUUGUAAACUUCCUUUAUAACAAAUCAGUUGAUAAUUCAAGAGAUGCUAUUAAAACCCAUUAUAAUAUUAGUAAUGAAAUGUAUGAAAUAAUGUUAGGUCCAGCCAUGUGUUAUUCAAGUGGUUUAUUUAAACACAAGGGCGAAGAUUUAUAUGCUGCCCAAAUGAGAAAAAUACAUACCUUGCUUGAAAAAUCAAAUAUUUCCAAAGAUGAUCAUAUUUUAGAAAUAGGUUGCGGUUGGGGAACAUUAUUAAUAGAAGCUGCUAAAAAAUAUGGCUGUCGUGCUACUGGUAUUUCAAUUUCAGAGGAACAGGUAAAAUAUGGUAGAGAUUGGGUUAAAAGAGAGGGAUUGGAUCACUUGGUCGAUCUCCAAGUUUGUCACUAUAGAGAUGUAAAAGGCAAAUACUCUCGUAUUGUUUCUGUAGAAAUGAUGGAGCAUUUAGGUUCUGAACACCAUGGUGAAUUCUUUAAAAUUGUAGAUAAUCUUUUAGAACCAAAUGGACUUUUUGUAUUCCAAGUCAUCACAUGUAGAGAUAAAGAUUAUGAACAUAAGAGAAUGGGAAAAGAUGUAGGUUUUAUUAACAAAUAUAUUUUCCUUGGUAGUGAGUUAGCAUGUGUCACUACCAUUGUUAAUGCCGCCACAACCCAUUCAACAUUGGAGCUUCAAAAUGCUGAUUCAAUUGGACCACACUAUUCAUACACUUUGGAUGCAUGGAGGGAAAAUUUAAUUAAUAAUUCAGAAAGGGUAAAACAAUUAGGUCUUGAUCAACAAUUUAUUAAUAUGUUUGAUUUCUAUUUAAGCUCAUGUUCCGCUUGCUUUGAAACCAGAUAUAUUAAUGAUUUCCAAUUUGUUUAUUCUCGUCCUUUAAACACCAAAAAUUUAAAAACUCAAUUUUAUAAUUAAAUAAUAUAUUUUAAUAUAAUUAAUAACAAAAAAAAAUAAAAAAAAAAAAUAAAAAAAUAAAAAUAAAAAAAAAAAGUAAAAGUAAAAAAAAUAAAAGCCAGUUAUAUUAAUAUAUUUAUAUUUAUAUAU
Molecule: messenger RNA, 1497 nt
Organism: Dictyostelium purpureum
Lineage: Eukaryota; Evosea; Eumycetozoa; Dictyosteliales; Dictyosteliaceae
Exons: 6
Coding region: 43-1368 (441 amino acids)
Biological process (GO): lipid biosynthetic process
Source: RefSeq, a predicted model, not a curated record